This is a messenger RNA of Neofelis nebulosa (Clouded leopard), 2716 nucleotides long. RefSeq names its product ankyrin repeat domain 33 (gene ANKRD33). NCBI's taxonomy places the organism in Eukaryota, Metazoa, Chordata, Mammalia, Carnivora, Felidae. Gene Ontology annotation, biological process: negative regulation of transcription regulatory region DNA binding; negative regulation of transcription by RNA polymerase II. Gene Ontology annotation, molecular function: protein binding. The record is from RefSeq and is a predicted model, not a curated record. The coding region runs from base 957 to 2123 and encodes 388 amino acids. The transcript has 7 exons.
AGGGGGGGGGGGGGCACAUUUGGUAAGCACCUACUGUGUGCCCAUCUUUCUGCGGAGGUCCCUCGACAGAGUGGGUUCCCAGCAAGGGAAGCUCUGUGCAGACCGAGAGGGCUCCUGGAGUGGGCAAGUUUAAGGGGGGCUCUCUAGAGAGCCGAGAGCUCAGAGGGUCCCCCUUGUAGCCAGUAGCCCACGGGUGAAGGGGCCGCUGGACAAAGACCUGACGGAGUGGGAGGGGCCUGCGGGCCGGCCCUCGGGCUCCGGACACAGGAUCCUUCGGGGACCCGAACCCGCAGAUCCUGGCUCCCCACCCCCCAAUCCCGCAGGCUCCCCCCAGAGCCGGACGCUCGCUAUUGCUGCAGCCUGCGCACCAAAGGGGGCGGCGAAGAGGGUGCCCGUCGGCGGCGGAGACGAGAGCCCCCUUGUCGGCCCUCCCCCUCCCCCCGGGAAGUGACCCUCGGCUCCCACGCACCCGCCCGGGUCUCUGGCUGGCCUUGCCCUUCGACCCUCGCCUAGUUGAACCCCGCGCCCCGCAGCCCCCGCCCUCUCUGGCCCUCACACUGCCCCGCGCCCGCGGACAAAGCUCCGGACACCCCGACCGAACGGUCACCACCCCCUGACCCCGGCCCGCCCGCGCGCUCCCGUGUCUGCCCCCGCCCGGGCCCGCGGCUCCGUACCUCGGCAUCCCGGCCGGGUCCUAGGAUGCCUUGGCUCUGAAUCCUGAGGACACUGUCCCUGAAUCCUUACUAGGCCAUGGCCACUGCUCCCUCGGCAUGGCCCUGAGCUGAGCCAGGAAGGGGCUGGUCAGUGAGAACCUUGAACUCCUGUGCUUGGACCCUUCCCCCCAACACAUCCACUAAGAGUGCAACAGAUGGCACCCGCGUGAGGCAGAGCGACGGGUCUUCUUGCCCCCCGGGCUGGAAGAGGAAGAGCGGCCGUUGUGCCGGGGAGGGCCGGACAUGUCGGAGGCAUCGUCCUGCCCUGGCAGCGAGACCCCUGCCCCAGGCUGCAGGCUGGGGGCCUUGUACUGGGCCUGUGUCCGCAAUGAUCCUGUCCAGCUCCAAGCCGCAUUGGAUGGUGGGGUCUCCCCGGAGGAGGCCGUCCAGGUGGAUGGCAAUGGGAGGACAGGUCUUAUGGUCGCCUGCUACCGCGGUUUUGAGAAUGUUGUGGCCUUGCUCAGCCGCUGCCCUUUCCUCGAUGUGAACCAGCAGGAUAAGGAAGGGGACACAGCCCUCAUGCUGGCUGCCCAAGCAGGUCAUGUGCCUCUGGUGAGUCUCCUGCUCAACUACUACCCAGGCCUGGACCUGGAGCGCCGGGACCAGCGGGGGCUAACGGCACUGAUGAAGGCCGCCAUUCGGAACCGUUCGGAAUGUGUGGCGGCCCUCCUCCUGGCAGGUGCUGAGCUGACAGCGGUGGAUCCUGUCCGGGGCAAGACAGCCCUAGAGUGGGCAGUACUGACUGACAGCUUCGACACCGUGCAAAGGAUCCGGAAGCUGCUGCGGCGCCCCCAGAUAGAACAGCUCAGCCAGCAUUACCAGCCCGAGUGGCCAGCCCUGCCUGGGCUCGUGGCCCAGGCCCAGGCCCAGGCCCAGGCUGCCCCAUCUCUUCUAGAGCGACUCCAGGCCACCUUGAGCCUCCCCUUUGCCCGGUUUCCUCAGGAGGGGGGUGUCCUGGACCACCUUGUGACCAUCACGACCAGCCUGGCCAGUCCCUUCCUCACCACUGCCUGCCACACCCUGUGCCCUGAGCACCCACCUGCACUGGGCACCCGAAGCAAGUCUGUGCCAGAGCUGCUAGGCACUGCCCCUCCCCCGCCCCCAGAUCCCCAGCCCCCCCAGGUAGCCACUGGCCCCCGGGCCCUCAUCCCCUACCAGAGCCCUCAGGGCGUGUUGAGUAUGUGCCCUCAGUGGCUACAACCCAGGGACGAUAGCAGCCCCAGGCCCCAAGCUCCAAAGAUCCGCCUCUCCAAGGCACCCUCAUCGCCCAGACAGCACAAGCCAGAGUCCAGGCCUGGAGAGAAUCGAAGGUUGGCCCUUCCUAUCUGGAGAUAUCAGGAACUCAGGAUGGAGAGGAGGAAGCAGGAGGAGGAGGCCAGGCGGGCACAAAGUCAGGGAAAGAUGGGCUAGGCCAGGCUGGGAGCAGGUGAUCAGGUCCCUCCCUAAGGCUCCUUUGCCCUCUGGAGCCCCUUGUGCUCUCCCAUCCAGAUCUGUACAAAUGAUUCUACUCUAAUCUACUUAGGAGGUUGUCCACACAGCGCUAUUUGCAAUACUAAGAGUGGAAACAACCUAAGUGUCCAUCAGCAGGGGACUAGCUAAAUUGCUUAUGGCUGUGAUAAGUAUACAUCCAUAUGAUGUAUUUUAUACGGUGGUAAAACGAGUAAGGAAGCUCUUUACGUUCUGAUAUGAAACUAUCUCUAAGAGGUAUUAAGUGAAAGUCAUCAAUGGGUGGAACAGCGUGUAUGGCAUGCUACUACUUGUCCAUGUAAAAUCUGCACCAAGAGAAACUUGACCAAUACAAAUAUAUAGGGAGUACCAAGAUGUAUUUAAGUACUUGAUGAAUGAAGGAUCAAAGGAGGAAAUGAAAAACCAUUACUGACAGUGGAAAUACGAAUCCCAGAAUGAGAUUGAAAAGUUAGGUACAAAAAAAGUUAAUUCUUACCCGGCAAUAACACCAUAACUUUUUUUUUUUCUGCCAGACAAAAAUAAAUUGCUGCUUAUCA